AUGUACCCUACAACCAGCAAUCCCCCAGUCGCAAGGACGCGAAGUCUGCGAGUUCCUCCGUCCAGCAGCUUGAAACCAAUGCCUGCCGCUGCAGCAAGCUCUCAGUCCACUCAGGGAAUCUCCAAUGUCUCGCUAUUCCUGACUAAUCUACGACUGCUGGACCUCGAUCUGCAAAAAGACUGGCCAGACAUCACGAAUGAGACGUUGUCGACGAAGAAGGAUGCGCAGCAGAACCAGAAGAAGCGGAUACAAUGUAAACUCCAACCCUUCUUUCCUCCCCUCGAGCCUUUGCAGUCUCUCAACCUUCGAACCGCCCUUUUUCGAAGUCUCGAUCAUGCGAAAAAGUCGGGUGUUUUGGGACGGGACACCCUAUUAAGGAAGACGAUGUUGGAUGAGUGCAAGGGUGAAAGAUUAGAAGAAGUGCUAGCAGUAUUCUCGAAUGUGGUUCUCAAGAAAGUGCUGGUAGAGGAAGGUCUAGAACCCGGGGCAAUUGCAAAGGAUCUGGCCUUCGAAAAUUUCUCGUAUUCUGGAGAACGAACUUUGCUAUCGACAUUGAUACUGGCACACAAAGCUUCACUUAGCAAACAUUUGCACGAGAAGGACGAAACUAGAGCGAGAUAUCAAGACUUUUCGGAUCUUCUCAAAUUGAACGAACGCCGCAUUACACGUCGACAUGAACAGCUCAAAGAAGUUUUAAAGGAACGUGCAUCGUACGAUCAAGUUUCAUCUAAGGAAGUGGGGGUUCUACAAGACCAAGUGCACAAGAACUGGUCUGGCAAUGAACAAUGGCUAGGCACGGUGCUCUAUGGAGAUAGCAGAGUUGGUGAGGAUGGACUUUUAACUACGCGAUUUGAUAAAGUAUGGAAGCACGUGGAGAAUGGUACCAUUGGUGAUAUCGAAAGCAAAGAAAGAGUUGGCCUUUUAGAACAGUUAGAUGCCAGAGUCAAAGGCCAGGAAAGUCGCUUAGCCAGAUGGCAGGAUUUCAGCAAGACUUUGUCGAAGAAUGCAACGGUCUCGCCUUCCAAAAAGGAGUUGCCCAUGGUUGGACCCAAAAAGAUUGAUCUAAAUUUCAAUCGACACGAGAGUCUUCAAGUUGGUCGCAGUUCUGGGGAAUCUGUCAACACGACUAGUGAUUCUUUAGAGGAGUACAACCGUAUCAUCGAGAAUAUGAAAUUAGAAAUAGCAGCUGUCCGCAAGCCGCGAAGCCGAGCUAGCCGCCCCCGACAAAGCUUGACACUUCAAAAGCGCACUUCAUUACUUAUUCCACAGCAACAGGAGGAAGAAAACCCUGUUGAUGAUGAAGGAUGGUCUUCUGCCUCUGCUUCUGUCAGUGAGACCGAUGAGCCUUCACUUGAAUUCACCAGCCUCGCUUCAAAAUCAAUAUCCCGUACUCCGCCAUCAGAACCGGAAGUUGCAGUAGAAGAGCCCGUUGAAUACGAGACUCACACAUUGACUAUCAGGACAAAAGAGGAAGACGGACCUCGAGAAUCUACGAUGACGCCACCCAGAAAAGAACGCUCACCGUCACCACUUCCUCCUGCUCGUACUCCUUCGCCACAGCAUCCUCCCAAGGCUAGCGAAUCCGAUCUUGCAGAUGAUAUAUUGAAUUCUAUGGCUGCGGCGUCACCGUCCCCUAAGAAGACUCGCCAUACACUUUCUUUAGCAGAACGUACUCGACUUUCUAUGGCUCGACCUUCGCAUUCUCAGUACUCGUCUGAUGACGAUCUCGAUAUGGUACGCCUCUCAAUCAAGCCUCGACAAUCCAUGGCACCAAGAACACCCACUCUCGAGACAGACUUGCACGCAGGCUUAAUCGAACGCACCCGCAAAAGUAUGGCAGGCUUCGAAGCGGCACAGAAGAGGGCUCAAAUAGAGAGAAGAAAGAGCGUCAAAGAUUCCAAGAAGAAACAGCGAGAGUCGACCUUCUUUCCCAAAGUGGAAGAGGAGGUUAAUACCAGUGCUAUUGAGUUGAUUGAGGGAGAUCCGGAUUAUGAGAGUGUGUUCAAAAGCAGACCGAAGAUAGCAACCAGUCCGGCUAUCAGCCCGACCAGGUUGAUGGAGGAUGACAGUGAGGAUUGA
This is a messenger RNA of Lachnellula hyalina, 2079 nucleotides long. RefSeq lists its product as uncharacterized. NCBI's taxonomy places the organism in Eukaryota, Fungi, Ascomycota, Leotiomycetes, Helotiales, Lachnaceae. The transcript is spliced from 4 exons. The coding region runs from base 1 to 2079 and encodes 692 amino acids. The record is from RefSeq and is a predicted model, not a curated record.